Molecule: messenger RNA, 942 nt
Organism: Galeopterus variegatus (Sunda flying lemur)
Lineage: Eukaryota; Metazoa; Chordata; Mammalia; Dermoptera; Cynocephalidae
Product: olfactory receptor 5AL1-like
Exons: 1
Coding region: 1-942 (313 amino acids)
Biological process (GO): G protein-coupled receptor signaling pathway; sensory perception of smell
Cellular component (GO): membrane
Molecular function (GO): G protein-coupled receptor activity; odorant binding; olfactory receptor activity
Source: RefSeq, a predicted model, not a curated record
AUGGCCAAAGGCAACCAUUCAACAAUGACAGAGUUUAUCCUCUUAGGGCUCACAGAUAAUCCAGAACUUCAAACCAUUCUCUUUGGUAUAUUCCUAGUAGUCUACUUAGCUAGUGUCGUGGGUAAUCUUGGUUUGAUUGGGCUAAUUCAAAUCAGUCCUCAACUUAACACACCCAUGUAUUUUUUUCUCAGCCAUUUGGCUUUUGUUGAUUUUUCUUUUACUUCAUCUGUCACCCCCAACACCUUGGCAAAUUUUCUGUGUGACGAUAAAAGUAUAACAUUCUAUGCAUGUGCCAUUCAGUUAUGCUGUUUCAUCACAUUUGUUGUCUGUGAACAAUACUUGCUUACAAUCAUGGCAUAUGAUCGGUAUGUUGCCAUCUGUAACCCUUUACUUUAUGCUAUUCUCAUGCCUAGGAAACUCUGUAUUCAAAUAGUUGUUAGCUCCUAUGUUUAUGGAUUCACUGUGGGUCUUGUACAGGCAGUGGCUACAUUCCAUUUGUCUUUUUGUGACUCCAAUGUGGUCAACCACUUCUACUGUGACGAUGUUCCUCUAGUUGCUUUGGCCUGUUCUGACACUCGUGUCAAAGAGCUAAUGUUGUUAAUCAUUGCUGGGUUCAAUACCCUUUGUUCUUUAGUGAUUGUGAUCAUUUCUUAUGUCUUCAUCCUCUUUGCCAUCCUAAGGAUACAUUCUGCUGAAGGAAGACAGAAAGGGUUUUCUACCUGUGCUUCCCAUCUGACCUCUAUCACAAUAUUUUAUGGGACAGUCAUUUUUAUGUACCUUCAGCCCAAAUCAAGCCAUUCUCUGAACACAGAUAAAUUUGCCUCUGUGUUUUAUGUGGUGGUGAUUCCCAUGUUAAACCCAUUGAUCUAUAGCUUGAGAAAUCAGGAGGUAAGAAAUGCACUGAAGAGAAUCAUAGAAAAAUUGUGUUUGGCUAUCAAAUAA